Messenger RNA from Lutra lutra (Eurasian river otter), 4254 nucleotides. It is a transcript of the gene GALNT6, whose product is annotated as polypeptide N-acetylgalactosaminyltransferase 6. The transcript is spliced from 13 exons. The record is from RefSeq and is a predicted model, not a curated record. Gene Ontology annotation, cellular component: Golgi apparatus. Bases 775 to 2643 code for a protein of 622 amino acids. NCBI's taxonomy places the organism in Eukaryota, Metazoa, Chordata, Mammalia, Carnivora, Mustelidae.
UACAGAAAUAACUUUCAGUAAAUCUUUCUGGGGAAAUAGGCCACAGUCCUGCUGCCUGAAUCUUGAGGAAAAGUUGAAAUGUCUUGAAGGUGUAAUUAAGGGGAAAGUGAAAACCUCCCAGCAUUCUGUAAUCAAAAGGGUGAGAGGGUGGGAGGAGGGGUUUGCAGGAGAGAACUCGCUAAGCUUAAGAACAGAGGAAGUGAAGUGAGUGUUGUGUUUGAUGGAGAAGUGCUGGUGACAAAGAAUCCUCUGGCCCCAGAGGGCCUCUCCGUGCCUCCCCUCCUUCCCCAGACAGGUUGCUUGAAAUUAACCUGCCCCCUCCCCAGCCUGAUGUCUAGCUCCACACACCUGCGCCCUCGGUGAGAUCGGUCUGACAGUCAUCACUUUUUCGAAGAACCUGUAAUUGAGCUGUAGUCUGAGUAACUUGAGCAAACAUCCCCGUGGUGGUGUCGGCUGCUUACUUCCUGGCUGCCACGUCUCCCGGAGGGGAAAUAAAAGGAGCAGAGGUGAAUCCCACUGCAAAGGACCACAAGGCAAUGCCCGGACAAGGGAAUUGGAGUGAUCUGGGUGAUUCUAAGUGAAUCAGUCAGGGAGGACUUCUUGGAGGAGGUGGCCCCAAACUGAGGACGGCCUUUCCCCCGGCUCAUUACGCCCUCUCCCUUCUGGGAUCGGCUGAGGACCCAAGGAGUGGCUGCUACAACCUAUCGAGCUAUUUCCAGGGUCGGGCGCAGCACUCGGAGCUGACCCGGCCAGGGCCCCCUUUGGGUCCUGAGGAUGCGGCUUUUCCGCAGACGCCACAUGCCCCUGCGCCUGGCCAUGGUGGGCAGUGCCUUCGUGCUCUUCGUCUUCAUUCUGCACAGGGAUGUGAGCAGCACAGAACAGGCCACCGAGAAACCAUGGCUGAAGUCCUUGGUGAGCCAGAAAGAUCACGUGCUGGACCUCAUGCUGGGGGCCGUGAACAACCUUCGAGAUUCGAUGCCCAAGCUCCAGAUCAGGGCUCCCGAGCCCCAGGAGACGCCCAUCUCCACAAACCAGUCCUGCCUGCCUGGGUUCUACACUCUGGCUGAGCUGAAGCCCUUCUGGGAACGGCCACCCCAGGAUCCCAAUAGCCCCGGGGCAGAUGGGAAAGCAUUUCAGAAGGACAAGUGGACCCGCCUGGAGACCCAGGAAAAGGAAGAAGGCUAUAAGAAGCACUGUUUCAAUGCCUUUGCCAGUGACCGGAUUUCCCUGCAGAGGGCCCUGGGGCCAGACACCCGACCCCCUGAAUGUGUCGACCAGAAGUUCCACCGCUGCCCUCCACUGCCCACCACCAGCGUCAUCAUUGUGUUUCACAACGAGGCCUGGUCCACACUGCUGCGAACUGUGUACAGUGUGCUACACACUGCCCCUGCCAUCCUGCUGAAGGAGAUCAUACUGGUGGAUGACGCCAGCACUGAUGACUACUUGAAGGAGCAACUGGAGCAAUACGUGAAGAAGAUGCAGGUCGUGAGGGUUGUGCGGCAGGAGGAGCGGAAGGGCUUGAUCACUGCCCGGCUGCUGGGGGCCAGCGUGGCCCAGGCGGAGGUGCUCACCUUCCUGGACGCCCACUGUGAGUGCUUCCACGGCUGGCUGGAGCCCCUCCUGGCUCGCAUUGCUGAGGAGGAGACGGCGGUGGUGAGCCCAGACAUCGUCACCAUCGACCUGAACACUUUUGAGUUCUCCAAGCCCGUCCCGAGGGGCAGAGUCCACAGCCGCGGCAACUUUGACUGGAGUCUGACCUUUGGCUGGGAGGCUCUCCCCGCCCAUGAGAAGCAGAGGCGCAAAGAUGAGACCUACCCCAUCAAAUCCCCGACGUUUGCUGGCGGCCUCUUCUCCAUCUCCAAGUCCUACUUUGAGCACAUCGGUACCUAUGAUAAUCAGAUGGAGAUCUGGGGAGGGGAGAACGUGGAAAUGUCCUUCCGGGUGUGGCAGUGCGGGGGCCAGCUGGAGAUCAUCCCUUGCUCUGUGGUGGGCCACGUGUUCCGUACCAAGAGCCCUCACACCUUCCCCAAGGGCAUCAGCGUCAUUGCUCGCAACCAGGUGCGCCUGGCUGAGGUCUGGAUGGAUAGCUACAAGGAGAUUUUCUACCGGAGAAAUAUGCAGGCAGCGAAGAUGGCCCAAGAGAAAUCCUUCGGGGACAUUUCGGAACGACUGAAGCUGAGGGAACAACUACAUUGUCACAACUUUUCCUGGUUCCUGAACAACAUCUACCCAGAGAUGUUUGUUCCCGACCUGAAGCCUACCUUCUACGGAGCUAUCCAGAACCUCGGCACCAAUCAGUGUCUGGAUGUGGGUGAGAACAACCACGGGGGGAAGCCCCUCAUCAUGUACACCUGCCACGGCCUGGGUGGCAAUCAGUACUUUGAGUACACAACCCAGAGGGACCUUCGCCACAACAUUGCGAAGCAGCUGUGUCUACACGCCGGUGCUGGCACCCUGGGCCUGAGGAGCUGUCACUUCACUGGCAAAAACAGCCAAGUCCCCAAGGAUGAGGAAUGGGAACUGACCCAGGACCGGCUAAUCAGGAACUUGGGAUCUGGUACCUGCCUGACAUCUGAGGACAAAAAGCCAGCCAUGGCCCCUUGCAACCCCAGUGACCCCCACCAGCACUGGCUCUUCAACUAAGUCCUCAAUCACCCCCAUUGGGGUUCCCAUGGGGAUCCAAGCCUCUCAGGAAAUAGGAUUUUGGGGAACCUGAUAUUUGAGAACCUGUUGAUCAGCUUCUCUGUAGGCCUUAAAGAUGGAUUUCUAAACCCAAUGGAUAUCAAGGCAGGAUCUUUCUACUCCUUGCAACGACGCAGGGCCCGUUUUCCGUCCUCCACGUUGAUGAAAGAAACCACUGGAACAUAUGAUACUAGCUCUAGAGCUUACCUCCUGUUCUUGAAACAGAGUUUCAAGCACAAGGCAACUUGGGUAGGCCCCAAGGCAGCAAUGCUGAAUUCCAGAAAAAUACCUCUGCAGCCACGUCCUGAGUCCCUGGUCGUUUGGGCACCCACAGAACUAGUGAGGCAGUACCUUCGAACAGAGAGACUACAGAUCUACAAGAGUCUCCCUGCUGAUAUUGCCUGAAAUUACUAGAGCCAAUUAGUUUACAGAAAGCACCCUGACAGAAAUCCUUUAUCUUCUUUCGUCUGCACAGUAACCCUGUGAGAAAGACAGGCCGGGAACCACCAGGCCCAUUUUACAGAUAAGAAAGCAGAGGCAGAGAGAGGAAAAGGGGCUUGUCUGUAGUCCCACAGCUAGUGGAUGGCGGGAGCCAAGACUGAGACUUGAUUUCGAAUGCUGAACCAGCCCUCCUGCCACCACACCACAAGAACACUAAACACCUAGCCAUCAGCCUUCCCAUUCUCUCCCCCCUCCGUGCUGAUCACUACUGGCUGGCCGGCCUCUGCAGAGCCUAGAACAGCAGCAUCAGGUAGCCAUGAGGGAGACCACAGUUGGGGAUCCUGGGUUGUAGUCUGAAAGCAAGCUCAUGCAAACAGUGAGUCUCAGGCCUCAGUCCCAGAAGCCUUUUUCCAAUGCCCCAUAUAUAACGUAGGUGAAAAGCCCACUGGUGGUGGGCAAAGUUGAGGUCAAAUGAAGACAGAGUUCAACAGCCCCUGAACCCCUAAAGGUCUGUGAGCACCAUUUGAAACUGUUGCUUUAGUCCAACCCUCUUGUUUUCGUAUCGUAAACCCGAGGCCAGAUGACUAAUUUGUCCAACACCACACAGCAAGGUAUUGGCAACCUGAGACCAGAACUCAGAUGAGACUAGCAAGAGCCCUGGGCAGUCUGAGGCGGCGGAGACCGUGUAGAGAAUAGAGCAUGACCGUGGAAAUGGCCUCAUCUGCUGUGCCCACAUGGAGUCCCCACAUGGCGCAGACCCGACAUGCGCAUCAGCUCUUCUCCAAGCUAGAUGGACCCCAUCACGCCUGGCCGCUUUGCCUGAACUAGAGAGCCCAGCUGCCCAAAGGAGGUGUCCCAUUCCUUCCAGAAGGACUUUUGGCAGCAGGCUGUCAUCUCGAACAUCACCACAUGAUGGCGCUGUGGGACCACAGCCUCCUCUCCCCGCACAAGUCCGUAAAUUCCUUCAGAGCCUUCAGGACCCUGUAGGGGAAACAUUCUGGGGUAGCCCAGACAGGGAGAGGAGAGAGUGGCCAGGAUACGGCCAGGGGUGGGGAAAGGAAAGGAGAAAUUCUUUCCUGGAAAGAAAAUUGGACCUGAGAUCCCAGCGAAAAUAAAGGUCUUAUGGCAUUG